Molecule: messenger RNA, 447 nt
Organism: Diorhabda carinulata
Lineage: Eukaryota; Metazoa; Arthropoda; Insecta; Coleoptera; Chrysomelidae
Exons: 1
Coding region: 1-447 (148 amino acids)
Source: RefSeq, a predicted model, not a curated record
AUGUCUUCAUCGUCAGUUCUCGACAUUUCUGUAAAGGAAAUUUGUCCUCCCCCUCAAACUGUAGCAAUUGGUACUGAUAAAAAAAAAUGCAGAAGAAGGGGAAAAACUGGUCAUUUGAAUUCAACACCAGAAAUUCAUGAACUCAAAGAGAAGGUUAUAGAAAAGGAAACAAAGAUAAGAAAACAACAAACCAGUAUAGUAAAACGGAAACUUGUCAUUGAAAAUGACAGUUCUGAUGAAGAUGAAUCCGCCUUAGAGAACUUUUUGGAAAAGGGACAAGAUGACUCAGAUGAUGAUGCUAGCUGCCUUUACUGCAAUGAGUUAUUCUCGCACUCACGUGCAAAAGAAAAGUGGAUUCGUUGUCAAAAAUGUAACUCGUGGUGCCAUAAUGAGUGCGCUGGUGUUUCCUUCCAUUGCAAGUCUUUUAUUUGUGAGCUCUGUACCUAA